AUGAAACUGGCGCCCAAGGCCAAGACACUGAGCCAAAAGAAGUACCUCCAGUAUUGUCUCGCCGACAUCCUAGACGGCUAUGUCGCGACUGUGGACAGCCCAGCGAUUGCAUUGACACCCGAAUUGAUAGAACUGUACCCAGACGCGCUCGUCAUCGCGACGACGCGGGACCCGGAGUCCUGGUGGAAGAGCAUGAACCUGGUCAACGGCAUGAUGGCCAACUGGUACAUAGUCUUCAUCAUCAUGUUCGUGCCCAAGAUCGGCGUCUACGGGCGGUGGCGCGUGCUGCUCAUGCACCUGUCGCUGUGGCGCUACGGCGACCCCAACAUCCACGAGGGCACGCUCAAGAAGCACGAGGACCACCUCAAGGCGGUGGUCCCCCCGGAGAAGCUGUACUGGUACAAUGUCAAGGACGGGUGGGAGCCGCUGUGCAAGAUCCUCGGCGUGCCCGUGCCCGACGUGCCCUUCCCGCACAACAACUCGUCCCACGAGGCCGGGCUGAGGUACAAGGAGGCCAUCACCGCCGGCGUCAUAUCGUGGACGUUCGUCCUGGCCAUGUGGUACGCCAUCUACUGGUUCUUCUGGGGGAGGAGCGAGGCAAGGGGCAUCUCCGGCUUAUUCACCUCGGCCCUUCACCGCUAG
This is a messenger RNA of Thyridium curvatum, 642 nucleotides long. RefSeq lists its product as uncharacterized. The record is from RefSeq and is a predicted model, not a curated record. NCBI's taxonomy places the organism in Eukaryota, Fungi, Ascomycota, Sordariomycetes, Thyridiales, Thyridiaceae. The transcript has 2 exons. The coding region runs from base 1 to 642 and encodes 213 amino acids.